Messenger RNA from Symbiodinium pilosum, 2010 nucleotides. NCBI's taxonomy places the organism in Eukaryota, Dinophyceae, Suessiales, Symbiodiniaceae. The record is from the annotation of a GenBank genome assembly.
GAGUUUGGGCGCUUUGCAGAAGUUGCGUGCGGCUGCAAGUCGCCGGGGAAUCGCGCUGAAGUUCGGCGGAACGUGUUCCAUGCAACCGACCGCAUCGACUGGAAGGAGUUCGUUGAGCAGCGUUUGCACAAUGAUCUCUCGGCAGUGGAGUCGAUCGCCAGGAUGGAGUGCCCAGUAACCCUGCCGGACAAGACAAUGCUGGACGCGCAUGUGCCAGAAUCGGCGCCGAAAAGGAUCGUUUUUGCUGGCAAGGUGCUUCGCCAGCAUCUCUCCAUGACAGAGACGCAAACGUGCCGGGGGUGCAUAAAGCGCUCACGCUGUCGGUUCUUCAAGAUGCCGCCAGAGGCAGGUAUGACCACUGGAGUCAAGCACAUUGGCCGAGUGCUGUUCGGUAUGUCGCAGUAUGCAAGGGCACAUGUGCAACAUCCUGAACAUUACCCUUGGUAUUUCACAUCGGGCAACUUGGCAAGCGCAACCGUGCUUCUCAACGCCCUUCAGGAGCACAUCGCUGCGGCAGAUGGCCCAGGUUUGGUGUGGAAUGAUGUGGAGUUGGCAGAUGAAGGCACAGCGCGCGAAGUGCUACUGAGGGAGGCCAAGCGCAAAGAGGAGCGGCGCCGUACCGCUGCUGAAGAGAGGUUCCUGUCCAUGCCGCAGUGGAUGAGAGAGACAUUGCAGCCCAUACCAAGCCGUGGCAUGACAGCCAGACAACGCGAGUUAUUAGCGCAGAGUGGUGCCGAUGUGGGCGAUGCCAAUGUUGAAGAAGCCGCUGCACUGGUGUCUUCCAGCGAGGAGAAGGACUGGGUGGAGGAAGGUGCCGUUCCAGGUCAGCCGACAGGGCCCAUGAUGACGGACCCCUCCCCAGCGCCGUUGCCUGUGCAGGCUCCACUUGGCGGCGACAAUGAUCGCCCGCUGGUUGACAUCGGUGAUGCUCAGGAAUUGCCAGUGGUGCGAAGAUUCAAGCAUCUUCCUGGCCAGCCCUCUGAAGCUCGAGUGCGCCAGUUCAACUCCAUGACUGGACUUGAGACCAGUGGGAUCUUCCGUCGACUGGGUGAGUUGCAAGGCCACCGCAUAGACCUGGACGAGGUGGAGCUGGGACCGGAGGAGCUGGGCCGCUGGGAGGAGAUCAAGCCUGAAGGCAGCAAUAAGCUUGAUGCUGUUGGGCUGAAGCUGAAGGGUGGCUACACAAUCUCUGACUUGGUGGGGCAAGGCUCGUUUGAGGAUGCCAAGCACCUGCUGUCGAUGUCACCAGCUGGGCUUGAUGGCGUUCACCACUACAAUGUGAACAUCACGCCCAAGAUUGUGAGCCAGGAAGCGAUGGAAGAGGUAUGGAGCACAGGCGAUGCCAGAGGAGUCAAAGACGAGCUCCCGUUUCUGCGAAGGGUUCCCUUUGACACGCCUGUGCCGUACAAUUCUGGGGGCUCAGCUGCCCCUGAACGACUGCCGCGAGAGAAGCUGCUUGCUGAGUUGGAGCCAGAACUGCUGCCAGCAAGUCUUCGUCGGAGUGCGCCCGAAGGCCGCAUCAUCGAUCUUGAUGAACCAACAGAGGAUGAUGCGAGCAUCUUUGAGCUUGAUGCUCGGUUGGCAUCCAGUGCGCUGAGCUUGCAGCGGACGGCUUCGAUGAACAUCGUCGAGGCCAGCCAUCCGCUGCGAGGCGCUGAUACUCGAGAAGAACAGGACUCAACGACCAGUCCGCAAGAAAACGAAGAGACGCGAUUCCAAGCGUGGCAGCACCGCUCCAAGACUCGAGGUGUCGGGGUGUUUGACCCAACCGUGGACUUCAAAUACAUGAGUGACCCAAACAGGCUCGAACAAGUUGGCGAUUUAGAUGCUGAAACAAGUGGCAUUUAUUUCCGAAGCAGUCGACCGCUGCCGCAAGACGAGGACUUCGUCUCCACCUUCCGCCGGCCCCUUGACUUGUCCGAAACCAGCGAUGACCCACCAAUGGGACCCAAGACUGUGGCGGUGGAUGUGAAGGCCAGAUGGCAAUUGCAAAGCAUCCGAGGUGUCUAG